AUGGGUGAGUGUUCGUUGGCUGUGGGGCGCCUCCUGUUGUGGUCACUGUGUGCUUUCCCAAUGAAGUCCCGAGUCUUGGUUGCGGCUACUUGGGGUCUAAUCACUCACAGACUGGGUCAACUUCCUAGCAACGAUCUUGGUGAAAAUUCCAAUGCCGUCUCCCUUCAUUACGCUGUAAAUACUGCUAAUCGCCUAAUUGAAACCUACAAGGAUACAGUCGGUGCACCUGGAAUCUCUGUCUGUGUUUCUGUUGGUGGAACCACAAUUUAUUCCAGAGGUUUCGGAUUCGCCGAUGUGGAACAAGGCGUCAAAAUAACUCCACAAACUAAAUUUAGGAUAGCAAGCAUAAGCAAGUCAUUUACGUCUCUACUUGUCGGUCGUAUGCUUGAUCAGGGUCGGCUUGACCUCGAUGCAGACAUAACGACCUAUCUGCCCGACUUUUCCCCAAAAACAAAGGAAGGCAAAUCUGCUCCAAUAUCAAUGCGCCAUCUGCUGAGUCAUACAAGUGGUAUCCGUCACUACUCAAAAUCGAAAGAGGAGGAGGAAGAUGAGUACGCAGAAGAGAUGCUCAGUACAAAGGCAUACGACUCAGCUCAGGACUCUUUGGCCAUAUUUCGAGAUGACGCACUACUGCAUCUGCCUGGUGAGGACUAUGUCUACAGCACUCACGGUUUCACGGUUGUGGCUGCGGUGUUGGAGGCCAUUAUGAGCAAAAAGCAGCCAUUGUGCCCUCUGUUUGAGCGACCAGACCGUCUCAAAGCGCCUGCUAUGGGUGAUAACAAAAAAUUGCCUGAUGAGGCCAAAUCAUCCUCAAUGUUCAAACAACUAUUUGCCUUCCUCGGUCUUCAAAACACUUGUCUGGAUGAACCUUACAAGAUAGUUCCCUUCCGUGCAAGGCCGUACCGACGCGUGAAAACUAACGGUGGUCUAGCGAACACACCAUGGGUCGACAAUUCGUGCAAGUGGUCGGGCGGUGGGCUACUUUCUACGGCUCCCGACCUUGUGCAAAUGGCCAACCACCUAAUAGAUAUAUACAUGGGACGAUUUCAAGCCAUGGAGGAGCUCGCCGUUGUCUCCCGCGACACCCUCGUCAACUGCCUCUGGCGUCCUAACCGUGGAACAAUUCAGGGACAUUGGCUCCCCGGUGGCCUCUACGGUCUCGGUUGGUUUGUUGCUCGACGUUCAACCACUCCGGCUGAUAAGACAAACCUCCCUACUCACCCCGAUCGUCUCUACGUGGGCCACACGGGAGGAGCCGUCGGUUUCACUUCCAUCCUCUUCAUGAGUCUCCCAAUCGUCAUGACAUCAAAUCGGGAAGACGCCGCUGCCACCUGCUCAGUCUCUCAUCUGCCCUCAAUUUGUGUAGCCAUUCUCGUGAAUUUGGAGAGAGCGAGGGGAAUCGGUGAGCUUGCCAUUCGCUUGACGGAGGCAUUCACCGCGGCCCUUCUUGCUCCUCAAGUCGGAUCGUGGGCGUCAAUGGCAAUUAACGAGGCGCCCGUCCCGGUGGCAUCGCCGGCAGCUGCUGCAAUGGGAGAUGUAAAUCUCGCGAAUAUGGAUGUUGAAUUGCGGAAGAAAUUGGCUGAGUUAGAAAAAGAAUUAGUUGAAGGUGACAUAACUGAAAAGGGGUACCAAAAGAAGAAGGCCAAAAUUCUUGAACAAUUUCGUGUCCAUUACUACGAAAAUACACGGGAUUCGGGCUUCGUACACACCUCAAACCCUCACCUGCCCCCAGCCGGCAGUCGACCCGACUCCCCUGUCGCUGACCCCGCCACUCCCGCCCUUCUGCGCCGUUCAUCCCACCACCGAUACGCGCGUGAUGAAGUUCGCUACCGAUCGGAAAUUCGCGAAGAAGCAGUUAAGGAAGCCCUUCAAAAGGAGCCCCUCAUCUGCCUAGAGUCCCUCCGUCCAAGCAAACGGCGUCAGCAAAACACUUGCAUCCCCGAGCCUGGUCCCUCUCACGCUCGAAGCGAAAGUGAAUCGGAAGCAAGUUUGGACACAUCCUCCCAACGAUGCCCUCAAGCUUUAAAUCCUCUUUCCCACCAGUUUUUGGAGAACGCCGAUGUCUUUCACAAAAUGUCCGACCCCACGCCCGUCACGAAGUUGUCAAAUCUGCGGAUUGCAGACGGCACAACGCCCACCGCCACCACCUCCGCUACUGCUAUCUCCGCUUCGGCUACUCGUCCUCUGCCUCCCCCUGUGGGUCUACACGCGCAACAGCAACACCCCUUCACUGGAGCUGAAAAUAUCCUCCCUUCAAUCUCUCGCGCAAGUUCUAGUCAGACCUCCCCACAGCUCCCAAACUCCGGUGGAGGCGGAAGUGGCGACAGUAGGCUCCUCCGGCCAUCUCUCACCUCUUCAGUUUUGGAGGUCAUUCCCAACCCCCAAUCGAUGUAUCAGAGCGGUCUGGUGUGUCCCUCUCGGGUGUCUGAGAAGAUUCAACAACUCGUAAACACACUCAAACGACCCAAACGCCGUCCUCUACCAGAGUACUUUAUUGACGAGGACGACCAAAUCCUCGUUCAACCUGUUGUCGAUCCCAACGCUCCGAAACCACUGGGUGCGAUCACUGAACCUCUCAUCGGUGAAAAGCUCAUUGUUCCCCCAGGUCUUCCAAGGAACAUUGAGUCAGCUCUGCAGCGGUAUGCUAGUGUGAUUGGCAAGACACCUGCUCUCACGUGUCUUGAGCCUUCGGGACGUUCUACGCAGGUCCUCUCCUAUGCCAAGCUGCUGCAGCGCUCCAACCGCAUAGCCUUCCUCCUGCUAAAUAAACUCGGUCAUCGGGGUGGACAGAGCCUGAAACCUCGGGACCGGGUGGCGCUGGUCUACAGUUCCAACGAUCCCAUCUCCUACCUCGUCGCCUUCUAUGGCUGCCUUCUUGCUAGUGUCAUUCCCAUUGCCAUUGAAGUGCCCGGCGCCAAGAGGGUAGGUCUUCUCCCCUCUUCCUGGUUUUUGUCUGUGGCUACCGGAGUUACCUGUGGUGACAAUGCUUAUCACCCUGGAGGGAAUGUCACCCAUUUUAUGGGAUCGGCGAACUGUAUUGAAAGGUUUGAUUUGCCGAAGUUUGGACGAACAGGCAGAUCUCGUAGUAAGGACAGCUCGUGCCAGAACAUGGGCUUUCUACUGAGCAGUUUGGAUGCUCGCGUGGUGCUGACUAACGACCAAGUCUACAAGUCCCUGUCUCGAACUUCAGCAGGGGAUAUCGCCCCCCUACCUGGCUGGCCACAGCACCUCGCGUGGAUUAAUACCGAUCACCAUGGUGGCAGCGGUGGUGGCAAUACCAAGAAGGCGCCCAAGGACUGGAGCCUUCCAGAACGCCUUCCACCCGAGGAGACCAUUUACAUUGAGUACACCUAUGCAAAGGAUGGAAGCGUUCGAGGGGUGAUGGUGAGUCGAAAAGCGGCUCUGGCGCACUGUCGGGCACUUACAGCGGCCUGCCAUUACUCUGAGGGUGACGUAAUGGUCUGCGUAGUGGACUGUCGUCGGGAGGCCGGUCUAUGGCACGCUGCUCUAUCUAGUGUUUUCAACGGGAUGCAUGUCGUGUUCGUACCUUUUAACGUCCUUCAAAUGGACCCGGGUUCUUGGAUUCGCAUGGCUACCAAGUAUCGCGCCUCCGUCGCAAUUGUUAAAAGUCGCGAUCUUCACUGGGCUUUACUGGCGGAACGUGAGCAUCCCUACUGCAAUCUCUCGUCUCUUCGUGCUCUACUUGUCACUGAUGGUCAUAACCCCUGGUCUCUCAAUUCUUGCGACCUCUUUGCGGCAAAAUUCAAGUCUCGAGGUCUCAAUCCCAACGCCAUCUGUCCCAUUGCGGGUAGCUCGGAGACUCUCACUCUGGCAUUGCGCCGACCCAUCCUACCAAGCAGCGCGACAGCGCCUAACACCGGCGUCCUUCCACCCACUAGUAACGCCAGUCCACAGCACACGCUUCUCAGCGGUAGUCCCGCUGCGGCCGCCGCCCGUGGAAUCAUCUCUAUUCACGCACUGAGCUACGGUGUCAUCCGGGUGGACUCAGAAGACUCCUUUACAUCACUUACUCUCCAGGACUGCGGUCAGGUUCUUCCUGGAGCGGCAAUGGUGGUGGUGAGUCUGGGCCCCAAACCUACCAUAUGUCGAACAGACGAGGUGGGUGAGCUUUGCAUCGCAGCGGACUACGUUGGAACGGGCUACUGGGGUCUGCGUGGCCAGACGGGCUCACAUUUCUGUGUCCAACCUGUUCAUGAGGAUGGUCGACCAGUGGUGGUAAAUAUCAACGCUAGUGUAACUGCCACGGCUGGGGCACUGCAUGUACCUACUACCGCUUGUGUUGGGGGCAUUACCACCACGACCUCAAAAUUUGUUCGCUCUGGUCUUAUCGGCUUCCCAGGACCUGCCUCAUCGCCCUCCGACCUUUUACUAAUGCGACUUCAAAUCUUGAGUGUGGUGAUGUCGAUGCCGACUUCAACGCCGGCACAAGGCUCUCAUCAUCAACUCAAUUAUCAGACGGCCAUUAGCCGUAUUAAUGGCAAAGCAGCAGUGGCCUGGGGCGGUCUCAUAUUCAUCUGCGGCUCCAUCGACGGCGUCCUAGCCGUGGCUGGCCGACGCCACAACGCCAAUGACAUAAUCGCAACAGUUAUCGCAGUUCAGCCCACGAAGAUUGUCUACCGUGGUCGAAUUGCCGUCUUUUCGAUUGAAAUGCUGAAGGACGAGAGGAUCGUGGUGAUUGCCGAACUGCGCCACGGCUUCUCGGAGGAGGCCGCCUUCUCAUGGAUGUCGCAGGUCUUGCAGGCUGUUGACAGUAUUCAUCAAGUCAGUGUCUACGCCCUCGCUCUCGUUCCACAGAAUCAGCUUCCUCGGACGCCUUUCGGCGGAAUUCACGUGCACGAGGUGCGUCGCCUCUUCUCCGAAGGCCAGCUACACCCCAUCAUGCUGCUACUCUGUCCCCAUUCGGCCAUCCAGAACCUGCCUCAGCCACGCACUCAACCGCCCACCAGUCUGGUAGGUGCCUCGGCAAUCCUCGUUGGCCAGGUGGUUCAAGGCGCGCGUAUGGCCGAGGCACAUGGACGAUUCAUCUCCAAUGCUGUUCAUGGCAGCAUGACUGCCCUUGGACCGGGGGCUCCUGAUCUUGGCCCACAAACAGUGACAGAGGUGCUGCUCUGGCGAGCAACCCACACUCCCGAAGACCGUCUCUUUAGUGUUUACAACGCCAAGGGCGCCGUGGUGGCCGGUCUCACAUGUCAUCAGCUGCAUCAGAAGGCCGAGCGGCUAGGCAGCCUGCUACAGGAGAAGGGCAAUGUUAAACCCGGCUCUGUCGUAGCUGUCAUGUUUAUGCCUGGGAUCGAGAUGGUGUGCGCUUUCUACGCCUGCCUGUACAUAGCCGCCAUUCCUGUGCUAGUGCGACCGCCCCAGCAGCCACGUAGUCCAGUCGUCGGUAGCGGAGCCACCGCUGCUUCCUCCACCUCCUCUUCAGCUCUCGGUACCUCCGUCAGCAGUAGUGGUCUCUUCGGUGGCUCUUUGAUAGACCUCUCCGCCAGCCGUACUUCUCUCGAACCCUCUCCACCGCCAGCACAAAUUUGCUUCGCCGACUCCGUCACAAUGGCGUGGAAUGUGGUCUCUUCCGCGCAGGCUGUCGUCUGUCUCACUCAAUCAUCUGUGAUCAAACUCAUUAAGUCAAAGGAGGCCGCAGGCCGCAUCCCCAUGUCUAGUUGGCCUCAGCUUCUUGACUACGAUGAGACGUGGCGGAGGAAGUUGAGUACAGUCUACCUGCCUCACUCGCCCGACACAGAGGUGGCCUAUUUGGAUUUUACACCUUCUACCACAGGUACCCUAACGGGCGUCGAGGUGACUCACGCCGUUGCGAGCGCCCUCUGCCGGGCACAGAAGAUGCAAUGCGAGUUCUACCCGGCGCGUGAGUUGGUGCUCAGUCUGGAGCCCUACAGCGGUCUUUCAGCCAGUCUCUGGCUCCUCACCUCCAUCUACUGCGGUCAUCACUCAAUCCUCGUCCCUCCUCAAGUCACUGAGGUCGCUCCUGAUCUCUGGCUCACCCUGUGCAGUCAAGAAAAAAACUUUACGGUGCUGAUGGCACCAACUCCUCGUCAAUUUCCCCCCGCUUCAUCGCUUACCCUAGCCGUCUGCUUAGGCUUCAUACAGGUACUAAAAGGAGGUCGAGAAGUUCGGGAGGCCUUCUGCUCCUAUGCAACGAUCAAACUGGGAACAAUUUACUCGGCGAAGAUGAUCGCUGCCAUGAAGAUGAAGGAAGUGUCGCUGGAAAAUUUGCGCAAUCUUGUCAUUGUGUCAGAGGAGAGGCCGCGUGUCAAUCUGACUUCCCUCUUCGCAAGAAUGUUCGCCGCGGUUAAUCUCAACCCUCGAGCCGUCAGCACCUCAUUUGGGUGCCGAGCUAACCUUGCCAUUUCACCGGACAUCACGACGGUGUACGUGGAUCGAGUCAGUCUUAGAAACGAUCGAGUCAAUCUGCUGGAGCGUGGAUCUCCCAACAGUCUCUGUCUGAUGGAAUCGGGCAAGCUCCUGCCUGGUGUGCAUGUGGCCAUAGCGAAUCCGGACACUCUGGGCCAGUGCGCGGACUCGCAUCUGGGCGAGAUUUGGGUCUCCUCACCACACAACUCCACUCGCCUCCUCGGUCCCUUCAACAUCAAUACCACUCCACCAACACACGCCACCUCGACCGUGCGUACGGAGUUGUCAAGCACCACCUCCUCCGCUGCUGUGGCCUCCACCUCCGCUGCCUAUGAAAAUGCACCUAUGGACCCCUUGAGAACCCGCUUCGUCGCUGGGGUCACCGACCGUGUCUAUGCUCGAACCGGUUUCUUGGGCUUUGUUCGAAGAACGGAAUUGACUCAGUCUGAUGGAGCCCUUCAUGAUGCGGUGUUCGUUGUCGGAAGCCUGACGGAAAGCAUGAUGCUUCGUGGAAUGCGCUUCUACCCCAUGGAUGUUGAGAAUACUGUGUUGCGUUCCCACAGAAAGAUCAAUGAAUGCGCCGUCUUCACAUGGUCUGAUCUGCUAGUCGUCGUAGUCGAACUCCUGGGCGAGGAAUCUGAGGCUCUAGACCUGGUUCACCCAAUCACAGCAAGUGUGCUGCGCGAGCAUCAGCUGAUUGUGGGGGUGGUGGUGGUGGUGGACCGUGAUACAGUGCGGGUGGAUUUCUACGGAGAAAAGCAACGAAUUCUGCUGCGAGACAACUUUGUAAACGAUGAACUCGAUCCCAUCUACGUCUCCUACAACAUGUGA
This is a messenger RNA of Echinococcus granulosus, 7218 nucleotides long. RefSeq names its product Disco-interacting protein. The record is from RefSeq and is a predicted model, not a curated record. Lineage: Eukaryota; Metazoa; Platyhelminthes; Cestoda; Cyclophyllidea; Taeniidae. Bases 1 to 7218 code for a protein of 2405 amino acids. The transcript is spliced from 39 exons.